This is a messenger RNA of Verticillium dahliae VdLs.17, 855 nucleotides long. Its product is annotated as chlorocatechol 1,2-dioxygenase. Bases 1 to 855 code for a protein of 284 amino acids. The record is from RefSeq and is a predicted model, not a curated record. Gene Ontology annotation, biological process: catechol-containing compound metabolic process. Gene Ontology annotation, molecular function: catechol 1,2-dioxygenase activity; ferric iron binding. The transcript is spliced from 3 exons. Lineage: Eukaryota; Fungi; Ascomycota; Sordariomycetes; Glomerellales; Plectosphaerellaceae.
AUGCCCAGGGAAACAGAAAGCGACGGGCAUAGUUCCGAGAAGUCGGCCCCGAAUCCCGCCUCUUCCGGAAGGUUCGGCUCGGCUCUCGACCCUGGCUUCACAGCACGUGUCAUCGCCGCCACCGGCCGAAAUGCCAACCCCCGCCUGGCCGAGAUCAUGCCCGCCCUCCUCCGUCACCUGCAUGACUUUGCUCGUGAGGUCGAGCUCACCGCCGAUGAGUGGAUGGCCGGCAUCCAGCUCCUCAACGAGGCCGGCCAGAUGAGCAACGACGCGCGCAACGAGACGCAACUCGUGUGCGACGUUCUCGGCCUCGAGUCCCUCGUCGACGAGAUCACCUCGGUCAAGCAAGGCCCAAGGCCCUCCUCUCCGCUCCAGACGCAGCCGCGAACCUCUGAUGCCCGAGGCGGUCCGAAGUGCACACCCAAGAAGACUCCGACGGCCGCGGCCCCGGCAACUCGACACCGUCCGCCAUCCUCGUACGAGCAGCAGGACCCGGCGCAGCCCGAGAUGCACCUCCGCGCCCGCCUCCCCACCGACCCGGACGGCCGCUUCGCCCUCUACUGCCUCCGCCCGCCGCCCUACCCCGUCCCCGACGACGGGCCCGCCGGCCGCCUGCUCGGCCUGCUCGACCGCCACCCCUUCCGCCCGGCCCACAUCCACUUCAUCGUCUCGUGUCCCGGCCGCCGCACGCUGACGACCCAGCUCUUCGAUGCCGAGGACCCCCACCUCGACGACGACACCGUCUUCGCCGUCAAGGAGGACCUCAUUGCCGUGUUCCGCCCGGCCGAGGAAACGGAUCCCAUGGGCGCCAGAUGGCGGGUCGGCUUUGAUUUUGUCCUGGCCGAGGCGGCUUGA